Messenger RNA from Bicyclus anynana (squinting bush brown), 6803 nucleotides. RefSeq lists its product as uncharacterized. NCBI's taxonomy places the organism in Eukaryota, Metazoa, Arthropoda, Insecta, Lepidoptera, Nymphalidae. The record is from RefSeq and is a predicted model, not a curated record. Gene Ontology annotation, molecular function: sequence-specific DNA binding; zinc ion binding. Gene Ontology annotation, cellular component: nucleus. The transcript is spliced from 10 exons. The coding region runs from base 670 to 2205 and encodes 511 amino acids.
GGCUUGAAAGUUAAGAGUGUGCAAUAUGUAAUUUGGUGGUUUCAAAUGGUUCUGGAUCUCAGAUUCUGGAAAAGUUAGGAGCCUGAUAUUUGGGUAAAUGAUAUAUCAAAGUGUUAGCUUCGUUAUGACUAUACAAAAUACACAAUUUGUAAAACUUUUCUCGAUAGUUUAUUUUUUUGAAAAAUACAUGUUUUGCUCACAUUUUGCUUUCAAUCUCAGGAAAAGCAAACUUAUUUUCUUAAAUUUUUGUUUUGUAUAGAAAAUUAAGUAUAUAUCUUGAACAUGGCCAUUUUGUUUUUCGUUAUGUUGUUUAAUUUACUUGCAAUUAGGUAAAAAUGGUUUUGGCGCUCACGUCAUAAAAUUUGCGUCGCGCGUCAAUCGCUCCGUGCUUUUCACUCACGUGAAAGUCAUAAUUCGGCGUCUCGUUUGCGCUUCGAAUUUUAUCCAUAUCGUACCGACGCGCUGCGCGCUCUUAACAUUGAUAUCCACGCGGACGAUGUCGCGGGCGUCCGCUAGUAUAGAAUAAACAGCGGGGAUGGGGUGAUGACGCUAAGGAGUGAAGCCAUUAAAGCUACACUCUUUGAGAGUUAGUACACGAGCGAGCGAUUAGUCGCUCAGUGUACGCCGAGGUUGCAUGACGUGUUGACAGGUGUCGAAUUUAAUUAAAUUAUGCCGUCUUGUUCUAUUCGUACGUGUAAAAAUACCGUUGGUAAAAUAAAGAAACAGGAUGGGAUCACAUUUCAUAUAUUCCCUAGUAACCCAGAAAGAAGACGAAAGUGGACAAAGGUUAUUCAAAGAACACGACUGGACGAAUUUUGGCAACCGACGAAGCGAAGCAUAAUUUGCUCAAUACAUUUUGAUGAGAAGCACUUCUAUACAACUAAAUGUGGUUUACAAAGACUAAAGAAGAAUGCUGUCCCAGACAAGAAUAUGGCCAUCGCAGCAGAAGAUCCCGAAUCACGCUUGGAAACAUUUGAAAAAGUCAACACUUACAAGUCGAGCGAGGCGCUGCCGUACUCAGACGAGGACACUGACAGCGAUGGACUCAUCGAUGACCCUGAAGGUGAAGAUAUGAACAGUUAUUUGGUGUUCAAUGACCGGCGCCAGGAGACCUCGCCGGAGGGAGAACCUUCCACCAGCACGCGGUACCAGACCUCGAGAUUUGUCGUUGAAGACGAAGCUGAAAAUGAGGAGGAGGAGGUGGAGCAGAUAAUAAUAAAGGAGGAAGUGAGCGAGGAAGAGAAGAACCAAUGUCGCCUCUGCCUGAGCGUCAACAGGCGAAUGUGGGAGCUGGGCGAGAACGCGCCUUUAUAUAGGAAACUGUUGUUCGAGACCAACCAGAACUCCACCAUGCCCAGCUUCAUAUACGAGAUGCUGGCGUGUUGGGAAUGUCACGCGGAGUUGCGGAAGAUUCGUCGCUUCCAGGACAAGGUUCGUCGGGCGAACAGCGCCUUCGAGACCAGCCAGAAUCUAAACUGCCAAGAACUGUCAAACUUGGGCACAGUCCUGAUAACAGAGGAACAACCAUCAAAUUCAGAACUUCAAGAAGAUAUGAUCAAGCAAGAACCCUUAGAUAUAGAAGAGACAGCUGUCCCCGACCCACUAGAUGUCAACCGAGCGCCCAAAGAAGAGAUAAUCAUAGAAGUGCCCCGCAGAAAAUUCACCCCAAAAACCACAAAACGCACAUCUACAACCAAAACAUCCCAAAACACGCCAAAAAGAACGAAAAUUGACCCAAAUACUCAAGAAGAUCCACAAACAGAUGCACCGGUCGAUUGUGAUGAGAUUUUCUGUAAAGUCAAGAUAGAAUUAGAGGAAUUGCAAAGUAUUUUGGAGGGUAGACGUAAUAAAGAUUCGUUUAAAAAUAUGAAGUACAAAUGUGAUUCUUGUGUCCUUGGGUUUACGGACUAUAGUCGCUUGCAAGAGCACAAUGCCAGUUUUCAUGACGAGGAGACAGGCAUUUGCUCGUGUGACAUCUGCGAGCGGCGGUUCACCGACGAGCGCCUGCUAGCGACACACACGAGGAACCAUUUUGUGAAGUUUGUGUGCAGAUUGUGUCCUUUCGAGUGUUACACCAAGACCGGCCGGAUGAUACACUUCAGACGACACAAGGAGGCCGUGCAGAGCGAUGACCCGGACUCUGUGUUGCGGCAAAAACUCAGUUCCAUGGAAUCUACGGGUGAAAGUUCGCACGAUCUCGACUAACGAGCCAAAAUGCUCGACGAACAUGUUGGCGAGCAUUUCUAGAUAUACUUUUUUUUAAUUUUUACUGCUGUUCGUUAAUUAAUAUGUAUAGACAAAUGUACAACUUUUUAUUAUCACCAUCGUAUUUUAACAGAUGGAACUUAAACACACCAAAAUGUGGCGGGCUUAAUUUUUUUUUUUAUUUUUUUUUCUUUACAAGUGAGCCCUUGACUACAAUCUCACCUGAUGGUAAGUGAUGAAGCAGUCUAAGAUGGAAGCGGGCUAACUUGUUUGGAGGAGGAUGAAAAUCCACACCCCUUUCGGUUUCUACACGGCAUCGUACCGGAACGCUAAAUCGCUUGGCGGUACGUCUUUGCCGGUAGGGUGGCAACUAGCCACGGCCGAAGCCUCCCACCAGCCAGACCUGGACAAAUUAAGAAAAUCUCAAUCGGCCCAGCCGGGGAUCGAACCCAGGACCACCGUCUUGUAUAUCCACCGCGCAUACCACUGCGCCACGGAGGCCGUCAAAAUAAUAAGAUAAUAUUAAAUUGUUUUACUACCAUUAUCAGUUAACUGGCGGACGCCCGCGACUUCGUCUGCCUUUAGACGUCCCUAAUCCGGACCUCUUGCAAAAUCGUUUCUUAAUGGACUACUAACUGUAAACUACUUCUCUGCCAAAUGUCCAAAAUUGUAUAGAGCCCAGGAUCAGUCAUUGUACCCUGGCGGAAAUAAAAGAAAAUAUUUUUUUUAACUAUUUUUGAUUAUACAAAUCUAAGAAUUUCUUAUACUUUCGAAAUAAUAUUCAUUAUCUCCCAAGAAAUGCAACAUUAUCAAUAGCAAUAAUGGCGGAUUGAUGACGUUUUCAAUUCAGUAGUCGAUUUGACAUUUGCUGUCAAUUGUCAUGUCAUAGUUGCUCUAUGGGCGCCAUCUUGAUAUAAAAUUGAAAAACUUGGGUUUUAAUUUUAUUUAUUUCUUUUUAUUUAGUUAGACUAUUCACUUUAAUAGAUUUUAAUUAGAUCCUUGUAUCUUUAUAAUUUUAAUGAUACGGGGUACAAGAGUGGACCUGAAAUGGACCAUCUGCUUUCAUCUUUUUUUUAUGUUUUUCAAGUUGGCCCUUGACUAUAAUCUCACCUGAUGGUAAGUGAUGAAGCAGUCUAAGAUGGAAGCGGGCUAACUUAUUAGGAGGACGAUGAAAAUCCAGUUAUAGAUUAUUUUUUUAAAUAAUAUUUAAAGCCGCACCUGCAACUGCAAGUCAGGUCAUAUCUAUGCAUUUAUUAAAAAUAACGUCAGAUUGGUUUUGACUAAGAUGGGAAUCGAACCUGUAACCACAUUUAGUUAUCGAAUGGCAGUUACCUAUUGUAUUGUCGAAGAGAUUCGAUUUUAUGUUAUUAUUUUUCUACCAUGAAUGAUUAACAUUUUGUGUUUUAUUUCUUUAAUUGUUAUUUUUAUAAUGUAGGAAUUUUAAUUUUUUUUUUAAUUUGUAAUAUUUUGUGUAUCGGAAAGUUUACUUAUUUUCUUUUAAUGUAAAUAAGUAUAAUUUUGCGUUGAAAUUAUUAUUAUAUAAUAAUUUGUUUUGUGUAACUGUAAUUCAAUGCUCACGAGAUUACCGCCAUGUGGAAUGUUGAGUCAACUAUUAUUGUUCCGAUAGUUGUUUCAGUCAAUGGUCUUAUAGCGAAAAGCUUCGACCAACAUCUUAAGAAGCUUUCGCUUAAUAAUAACGCAUACCGCAUUCUGAUGAAACUGCCUAAAUAUUGUAGCGCAUCGGGCAUGUUUGCCGACGUCAGAAUACCAGAUUAUUUCGCUAUCGUGAGAUCGCGAAUUGCGUCUUUUUGGUCCCGUAUCCGGAAUUGUCGUAAUGAAACCCUCAGUGUAUGCUCCGAGUAUCCUGAAAACCCUAUUCUAAAAUAUUGGCUUGCCGUGCAUCGCGACAGGAACAAGAAAUAAUAAAAAAAAAUAUGUUUGCUCUCAGAAAUUUCUAUAGAUUUAUUAUUUAAUUGUUAUAUUUAAUUAUUAUCUGUACUUAUUUAUGUAUAUUUUAAAUGGGUGUAUAACCUGAAGUAAAUAAAUUAUUAUUAUUAUUAUUAUUAACUGUUGGAACAAGGGUCAGAUAUAGAUGGCAGUAUUUUUUCAAAUAGUUAAAAAAGUUAAAAAAAAUAUCUAUAUAGCCGAACGUAGAACCUCCUCCUUUUUGGAAGUGGGUUAAAAAUUGUAAUUAAAGAUAGAAACACAUAGUUUUGUGCUAAUUACGUGUAAGAGCUUAAAAGCUACGCCAUCUAUGAAUCUGUAUCAUGUUGACUCAACAUGUCUCUAGAUGGCGCUUCUCUUAGUAAUUAACCGACUUCCAAAAAGGAGGAGGUUCUACGUUCGGCUGUAUGUAUGUUUUUUUUUUUUUUUUUUUUUUUUUUAUGUAUGUCCAGCGAUAAUUCCGUCAAUUAUGGACCGAUUUUAAAAAUUCUUUUUUUGUUUUGAAGGGUUUACUUCCAGGGUGGUCCCAUUUUUUUCAUGUCAGGAUCUGAUGAUGGCAUCCUGGAGAAAUUGAGGGGAACUUUCGAAAGUUGUAGAGACGGCUAGUGCGUUUGUUAGUGUUUCCAUAAGGUAUUUUAAACCACUACAACUUUAUGAAGGUUUGGAGUUGGUCUGAUGAUGGAGUCGAAACACAGACGAUGGAACUCGUCAACGAUUUACAGCAGUCACCUUUUGUUUGGGCUUGAUUGAUUUGUAUUGAUGAGUACCUUCCACCUAUAUGGGUUGUGACUGUAUUAAGGGUCUGGUGAUGAAGACGAGGAACAGUGAAGAGAACUCCUCGACGUUUCACAGUAGCUACCUUGUGUUUGGACUUGAUAAAUUUGUGUUGAUGAGAACUUUCCACCUAGAUGGAUUGUGACUGUAUUAAGGGUCUGAUGAUGAAGACGAGGGACAGUGAAGAGAACUCCUCGACGGUUCACAGUAACUACCUUGUGUUUGGACUUGAUAAAUUUGUAUUGAUGAGAACUUUCCACCUAGAUGGAUUGUGACUGUAUUAAGGGUCUGGUGAUGAAGACGAAGCACAGUGAAGAGAACCUCCUCGACGGCUCACAGUAGCUACCUUGUGUUUGGACUUGAUAAUUUUGUAUUAAUAAGAACUUUCCACUUAUAUAGGUUGUGACUGUACACACGCAGUAGGUAUGCUAACACUAAAAAUAAAAAAAUAAAAAUUUUAAUAAAAAAAAUUCAACCGACUUCCAAGUCAAAAAAUAACUUUAACUAAAAAGCAAAAAAUAACAUCCUACCUAUGUGCUACCUUCUGAUCAGUUUGAAGGCGGUGCCAAGCCAGUGUCGUGUUUUAAUUAAAGCUGUUUCUGAAAGAACCACAGAAAUUUUGUAGUUAAAACGUGUUUAAUUAAAACAUCACUGGCUUGGCACCGCCUUCAAACUGAUCAGAAGGUAGCACAUAGGUAGGAUGUUAUUUUUUGCUUUUUAGUUAAAGUUAUUUUUUGACUUGGAAGUCGGUUGAAUUUUUUUUAUUAAAAUUUUUUCUCAUAUGUGAACAAAAGAUGGCGCUGUAAUUUAUGUUGCUCUCGAUUGAGACAAAAACUUAAUAAUUAUAAUUAUUUUUUAUAAUAUUCCAAAGGGACAGGCAAAGAUCUUUGAUCGUACAGCCUGUUUAAUUGUUUUGCAUUCUUGAGUAUAUUGAUAUGAAGGCAAAGCCGUGUUUCUUUUAAUUUUUAAAAUCAAAAUCAAAAUCAAAAAUCAUUUAUUUCAAGUAGGCUCAGUUUACAAGCACUUUUGACACGUCAGUUGACUAUUUGUAAAGAUUCUACCACCGGUUCGGAAGGCAGGUUCUGCUGAGAAGAAACCGGCAAGAAACUCAACAGUUGCUCUUUUGAAAAAGUCAUACAGUAUUAUAAUUUACAAUUGAUAACAAUUACAAUUUCUUAUAGUUUUACUUCCUGUGUGAAGGUGGAAGCUGAUCCAAUGGCCUCCAAACAUCUUUAUCAUUAAGGAACUCAUCAAUGUUGUAGUAACCUCGACUAAGUAAAUGUUUUUUGACACAUUGCUUAAAGCUAUGCAUUGGCAGGUCCAUCACAGUCUUGGGGAUCUUAUUAUAGAAGAAUACACCCAAACCUACAAAAGAUUUUUUUAUUCUUUGGAGACGAUAUGCAGAAAUAACUAACUUAUGUCCGUGUCUAGUAAGACGUGGGUUUAAAUCUCCUUUUCGUUUGUACAAAUUAAUAUUUUGUCUUACAUAUACUAUACUGUUAUAUAUAUAUUGACAGGCUUUAUUUUCAAAAACUAAUCUGAGGAUUCUUUCAUUUUUAUGUAAAAGAUUUUUAAUAAAAAUAAAUGUAUGUAAGUACUUUAAUGACCAAGCUAUCUGUAUUUUGUGUUUAAAAAUUGUUCUCUUGUCUGUGGAGUAGACAUUUCUUUUGUUUUAUAUAAUGUACCACCAUAAUUACCAUGUAUGGUACCUUUUAUGUUCAUUUUCAAUGAUUAUUUUGUAAGUUUAGUAAUUUCUCUGACUGAUUGCCUAAUAGGCACUACAUUUUUGUUUUUAUUAUAAUAAGUCCUACUACAGUAAGAAAAUGCUGUGAAUAAAAAUAAGUAGAUGUUAAAAUAAAUGAUGAUUAAUAAUUUGUAAA